Messenger RNA from Oncorhynchus masou masou (cherry salmon), 7006 nucleotides. RefSeq names its product partitioning defective 3 homolog. Lineage: Eukaryota; Metazoa; Chordata; Actinopteri; Salmoniformes; Salmonidae. Gene Ontology annotation, biological process: intracellular protein localization; cell adhesion; microtubule cytoskeleton organization. Gene Ontology annotation, cellular component: apical junction complex; adherens junction; apical plasma membrane. Gene Ontology annotation, molecular function: protein binding; phosphatidylinositol binding. The record is from RefSeq and is a predicted model, not a curated record.
UGCUCCCUGCUCUAGUCUCGUCUGGGAACGUCGAAAUAGAGAGAGAAAGACUAAACAGGUGGUCAGAAAUGCAAGCGAACAAUGUCGUCCCUGGAGAUAAGGUGAAAGAUCGUUCGGUCUCAUCUCUUUAAGGAUUAAAAACCACAGAAACUUCAUGUUUCAGCUGACGUUCAAAGAGAGAAUUUAUCGUCGGUUUCCCUCCGAUUCUGGGCAAAAUAUAUCGGAUAUUAAACUAUGAAAGUGACGGUGUGUUUUGGAAGGACUAGGGUGGUGGUACCGUGCGGAGAUGGAAAUAUCAAAGUCCAUACUCUCAUCCAGCAAGCCGUCAUGAGAUACAAAAAAGCCAUUGCAAAGGAUGCCAGCUACUGGUUACAGGUGCACCGGUUGGAGCAUGGGGACGGAGGUAUUCUCGACCUGGAUGACUUGCUGUCUGAUGUGGCUGAUGACAAAGACCGGCUGGUGGCUGUGUAUGAUGAACAGGACCCUCACCAUGGAGGCGACGGCACCAGCUCCACGGGAACCCAGAGCCCCGACCUGUUCGCCACAGAGCUCAACUCCAGCAACAUGUCCGCUUUCCAGCCCUACCAGGCCGCCAGCGAGAUAGAGGUCACUCCGUCCGCCCUUCGAUCCAAUAUGCCCCUCCAUGUGCGUCGCAGCAGUGACCCGGCCCUGGCGACGAUCAACGGGCCGUUCAGCGACCCCCGCGUGACCCUGCCGCCAGAGAAACCGUCCAGGAAGAACCCCACCCGCUGGUCCACCACGGCUGGCUUCCUCAAACCACGGCGCUCUGUAGGAGGCACCGGCACUGGCACCAACAGCCUGGAGAGAAAGGGUAAUGGUCCGGACACGUACCGUAGUCUCCCCCGGGAUGCAGGCACGUGUGGCAACCAGAGAGAGUUCCAGAGAGAGACGGCCCGCUCCUCCUUGAGCGCCAACCACCCCAUGGUAGACCGCUGGCUGGAGAGACGGGAGCAGGAUGAGGAGGAGGAGAACAGCAGGAUCGAGCCGAUUGGCCGAGCUGAUUCCUGUAUGGACCACACCCCUCUGAGGUCCCUAGAUGACAUUGUAAAGCUGGUAGAAGUCUCCAAUGAUGGCGGGCCCUUGGGGAUCCAUGUAGUACCUUUCAGUGCCCGGGACCGCAGGACUCUAGGCCUGUUGGUCAAGCGCCUGGAGAGGGGAGGCAAGGCGCAGGAGCAGGGUCUGUUCCAGGAGAACGACUGCAUCGUACGCAUUAAUAAUGGAGACCUGCGGAACAUCCAUUUUGAACAAGCCCAGAACAUGUUCCGCCAGGCCAUGCGUUCCCCAGUCAUCAUGUUCCACGUCGUUCCCAACCUGAUGAAGGCCCAGUACGAGCAGCUGUCACACAGCGAGAGGAACCCCAACGUGGCCUACUCCUCUGGACGCUUCAGCCCCGACUCCCUAGCUAGCGAGAGAGGCAGCACCACCUCAGGCCUAGACCACACCCCACAGUCCCGGGGUCCCCACCCCCACCCUCACCCGGAGCAGGGAGACGCAUACACUCCUCUACCCCACCCCCAUGGGGGCUCCAUGGGCAAGCCCCCAUCCGGCCACGCCCCCUCCCCGCACAGGAUGCUAAACUCAACCCCCACGGCGGGCUUCACCAAAAAGGUUGGCAGGAGACUCAACAUCCAGCUCAAGAAAGGUCCAGAGGGUCUGGGUUUCAGCAUCACUUCGCGCGACGUCCCCAUCGGCGGCUCGGCGCCCAUCUACGUGAAGAACAUCCUGCCCCGAGGAGCUGCCAUCCAGGACGGACGCCUCAAGGCUGGAGACAGGCUGCUGGAGGUGAAUGGAGUGGACUUGGUUGGUCGGACCCAGGAGGAAGUGGUCGCUCUGCUGAGGGCCACGCCUAUGGGAGGAGCUGUGGGGCUGGUGGUGCUACGUCAGGAGGAGACCUUCCUGAAUGCAGAGCCCCAGAUGCAAAGCCCCAGAGAUUUGCGUCGCUCCGUGAGGGAGGCCGUGUCGGCCACGGAGCCCCACUGGCUGACUGAGAAGGUUGAGGAGGAUGACCUGGUGUUGACCCCUGACGGUACCAGGGAGUUCCUGACCUUUGAGAUCCCUCUGAGUGACUCGGGAUCGGCCGGGUUAGGGGUCAGCGUCAAGGGCAACCGCUCCAAGGAGAACCAUGCUGACCUAGGCAUCUUCGUCAAGUCCAUAAUCAAUGGAGGAGCUGCCUGCAAGGAUAGACGGCUGCGGGUCAACGACCAGCUGAUAGCGGUGAACGGCGAGUCAUUGAUAGGCAAGACCAACCAGGAGGCCAUGGAGACGCUAAGGAAGUCCAUGUCGGUGGAGGGCAACAAACGCGGGACGAUUCAGCUGAUAGUGGCCAGGAGGGUCACCAAACGCAGUGAGCUGGAGGCCCCUGGGAGCCCCCUGGGACCGGAGCAGACCCUCCUGAACUCCUCCCUGCUGGACGACCGGGAGCGUCGUAUCUCCCACUCCCUGUACGGAGGCAUAGAGGGCCUGGACGACAACCUGAUGCCACAGCAGGCUCUGAUGGGCAGGAUGAUGGGUAACUACCAGCUCUCCCCAACGGUCAACAUGCCCCAGGACGACACUGUCAUCAUUGAAGACGAUCCCCCUGUACUUCCUGCCCACCUCUCUGACCAAUCGUCUUCCAGUUCCCAUGACGACAUGGGGUUCCAUGUGGAAGUCCCUCCAACUUGGGCCAAAGAUACUCCAAUUCAGAAUGAGAGCACCCUGAGCCCUGAUGACACCAACCCAGAUGGAGCCUUUCAGAGGGAGGGUUUCGGCAGACAGAGCAUGUCAGAGAAACGGACAAAGCAGUUUGGAGAUGCCAGUCAGCUGGAAAUCAUCAAGACACGCAAGUCCAAGAGCAUGGAUCUAGUAGCCGACGAGAUUAACCUCACCCCUCGCAAAGAGAACACAGCAGGGUCUUCCACCAGGGACGUGGGUCCCUCCCUUGGCCUCAAGAAGUCCAGCUCUCUGGAGAGUUUACAGACCGCCGUUGCCGAGGUGACGCUCAACGGUGACAUGCCCUUCCACAGGCCACGCCCACGCAUAAUCAGGGGGCGGGGCUGUAACGAGAGCUUCCGGGCUGCUAUUGACAAGUCUUACGACAGGCCAGCAGCCACCGAGGAGGACGACGAGGGCAUGGAGACAUUGGAGGAGGACACCGAGGAGAGCUCUCGGUCCGGGCGCGACUCCGUGUCCACUGUAGCAGAUCUGACCCCACUGCCCAACACAGAGAGACCGCUGGCCAACGGCAACCGCGCCAAUGAAGACAAGAAGAAGGACAAAGGAGGGAAGGACAAAAAGAAGCCAGACCGGGACAAAGAGAAGGACAGCAAGAACAGAGCUAAGAAAGGCAUGCUGAAAGGACUGGGCGACAUGUUCAGGUUUGGAAAACACCGCAAGGACGGAGAGAAACUAGAGCGCAAAGGGAGGCUGGAGGAGCUGCAAGCCUCAGAAGAAGAGACACUGAGGAUGAAACUAGAACAGGAGAGGAUCCAGGCUAAGACCCGGGAGCUGCGGGAGCGCCAGGCACGGGAGAGGGACUAUGCUGAGAUCCUAGAUGUCAACCUGAGCCGAGACGAGGAGCACCCCUACGCAGGCAUCGGGCCCCUGGACACGUCCCUGGACAGCGGGCACAGCCGGCCCCAGAGCCCCCGAGACAACCACCAUCAAGAUUCCUCCCUGUACACACAAGUCGGCAAAACCCGCAAUGCAAAUGGACGCCCUCCCUCCGCUGACAGCAACAGACUAGCGCCUAGCAACCACGACCGGAUACAGCGGCUGAGACACGAGUUCCAGCAGGCCAGGGGAGACGACGACCCUGACGACCGGAGACGCACCUACAGCUUCGAGCAGCCCUGGCCCAACAACACCAACACAGGCCCAAGCCCGUACCAGACAGACGGACAACAGACAGGCCGACACUCUGUGUCUGUAGAGGUGCAGAGACAGAGACAGAGGCAGGAGGAGAGAGACGCCUUCCAACAGGCGCAGAGACAGUACAGCUCCCUGCCACGGCAACCCAGGAAGAACCCCAGCUCCAUCUCGCAGGACUCCUGGGACAAGGUCUACCCGCCGGGUGAUGGCUUCCAGACGGCCAAGGAGAACCCUCGCUACUCUAGCUACAAGGGUUCCAGAAACGGCUACCCGGGGAUGAGCGGCGUGAAUGCCCGCGUCCUCCUGGAGGCCCAGGAGCUGCUGAGGCAGGAGCAGAGACGCAGGGAGCAGGAGGCCAAAGGGAAGCAGCUACUGCUAGCGCCCACGCAGGAACACCCCGGGAACAACACCUAUGACGGUUACUCGGCUCACAAGGACCCUGUGUCGCCUAAGGGCCCCUAUAGACAGGACGUACCCCCCUCGCCCUCCCAGCUGGCCAGGCUCAACAAGCUGCAGGGGCCCGAGAAGGGAAGGCCCUUCUACUCCUGAGGGAACAGAGGAAAGGGGAAGGGACAGGGCUUCCAAGAGGAGGCCACAAUUUGUGGCGCUGGAUAUGGACAACUUGAGGAGCUGCUUAGCAGCAACUCCUGAGGAGAUGGGGACAGGACAGACAAGAGGGGCCACUGUUGUGGAAGAUGUGGACAACUUGAGGAGCUGCUUAGCAUAGAAUGGGGAAGCUCCUUCUACUCCUGAGGGGAUAGGGGUAAGGAUAGGGACAGGCAAGAGGGGGCCACAGUUGUGGAAGAUGUGGACAACUUGAGGAGCUGAUUGGCCGAGAUUGAUCUAAGAAGAGUUAUGGACUGCACAGUGGGUGUUUGAAUUAAUGGCUUACCCUGAAUGUGACCUCUUAGUCUUCCAUUCAGUCCUAGUCAGUCAUGUUCCCCUCCUACAGACUGCUUGUUGUUAAGUGAGACUUUCUGUAUUUAUGGUCACAAUGCUUUCUGGGUAGUAGUGUUGUGUGAUUCACAGACAUCUGUUACCCUCACGCUCUGACAAUCAAACAGAUAGGCAAACGGCCGUUAUUUUAAGCCAUGGACAAGUGUGUAUGUGUGGGUGUGUGUGCCUUUGUGCAUGCGUGCAUGUGAGAGAGACCGUGUGUCUGAGUGUGAGUGAGCGAUGUGCGAGUGUGGUGUGGUCUCCAUCAUUGACACUUCCAUUGUGGUCUGGUGUUGUUAACCAUGGCUCCUACAUGACCUGUCACCCCUGCCCCUUGCCCACCCCUGGCCAGGAAAAACCCCUGGGCUGCCUAGACAGUACUACUCUAACACUAAAUCAAAAUAACAACGCUGAGCUUCUCUCAAUAUUCUAUUUAUCUGUUUUAAUCGUUUUUGUCUUUAUGAGAAGCCCCUUCAGUAGUCCCCAGAGGGUUCGAGAAAAGAGAGAGGGAGUGGAAAGAGAGGGAGUGUGUUAAAGGAGGGGGAGAAGGAGGGCAUAGCACUGGUUAUUAAUGAAGGCCCCUCAUAAAUGAUUCAUGUGUGUGUCGUCUCCACAGAGAGUGAGAGAGAGGUCUCUGAUCCACUGCCUGGCCUCUCUGCUCUGGGCACGGCUAACCUGGCCUGCCUGUCUGCCUGUCUCUGGCUCCAUCCUCUCCUCCUCCCCACCUCUCCUCUUCCCCCGUCAGCCCUGCACUGAAUUUUUCAUCACAAGCCACCUGCUGCCUGCCACAGCCAAAGAACAGAACACAGUCGCAAGAGGCUGUUCCGGAGUGGAGGGCCACAUCACGGUUUCGCUCCACAAAGAAACAGAAAGAGAGACAAUCGGAAUACUGAUGCAAGAUUUCGGUUUAAUCGACCCAUCUUCCUUUGUUAAUAAAAAUAUGAAAUUGUGUUUGAGUGGUAGUUGCGUUCAGCUGCCGUAUAGCUGGGAACUAGUGAGUCACUCUCCUCUUGUAUAUAAUGGGCCUUUAAUGUGACGAUGCUCGGAUGUCUAUGAAAUGUACAGAAUGGUGGAGAUGAAUGCAACCGAACAAAGGAGAGUGUGGUGAACACACAAAAGGGGAAAAAAAGAAAAUGACUGGCGUAUGUACUCUGUCGCCUCGUGGUAUACUAUAACAGAAGUGUCUGGCACCUCGCUGCUUUGGAGAUGUGCUUCAAUGUGUUCUCCCUACGCCAAGUACAGUCAUAUGAAAUGCAUUAGCUUCCAUUUGUGAGUUAACGCGGACUGCGUCCCAAAUGGCACUCUAUUCCCUACAUAGUGCACUACUUUUGACCAGAUCCCUAUGGUUGAGCGAAAUAAUUUUGAGUGCCAUUUGGGACUCAGGCCAUGGUGUGAGAGAGCGAACUCCCUGUAUCAGCUGUUGAACAUGUCUAACAUGGAAAUAAGAGUGUUAUGUCGUCUGCUCUGCAGUACUUCGCCAAUGUCUGCAGUCUGGUGGGAAUCUGUUGUGUGGUGUCCAUUGCUAGCCUGGAUCCAGAUCUCUUUGUGCUGUCUAGUUUACGUCUACGGUCAACGUUGUUAACAGGGGUGUAGGAUGACGUUCCCUCGGCCUAGUCGCUGAUCUUGGGUUAGUUUUGCAUUUCCCUCACUUAUGGUUGUGAUUGGGGGAGGGGAAAGCUGAUCCUAAAUCUGUACCUAGGGAAAACUCGAGCCCGGAUGCAGUUAACAAGACGGCACAAACAGAUCUGGGACCAGGCUAGUUCAUGGCUAGGUUCAGAGGACUAUAAUAAGUGCCUGAGGAGGGAAAACAAUGUGGUCAGAUCCUUUUUGUAGCUAACUGACACACCAAUACACCAAGUAUUUUUCACAUACCGUUUGAAUCUCUUCGGUACAGUAUGUCAUGAUUGUUUUGGGGUACUUUUGUUUCCCUGAAACGCUUUCGUUGAUUGGUUCUAGUUUUUUUUUACAGUGAAAGUUAAAAUAAGCCUCUGCGUUAGGGGAUCAGUCUAUUUGUAUCCCGUCUGACUUCACAAUGCUGUAUGUAUGUAUCACGACGUUUAAAGUAUAAAGCUAUUGUAAGCACAGUGCAAUUGUUUUUCAGACUUUGACCUGAUAUAUUUAGAAAUGUAUACAGACCUUUUUCCUGUACAUAUCACAUUUAAAAUAAAAGGAAGGUGGUUUCAACCUGUUUACAACUGUC